AUCAGGUUUAUUGACACACACAAGGAACUUGGUUCCAGCUGUUUGUGACUCUCAAAAGUAAAGACAUAUAUAACAUUAUACUACACAAGACAGGACAAUACAGACUGUGGUUAAAAACACAGGAGGAAGUAAAUGGCUGAAUCUUCAUCACCAACAGAAGGCAGAAGAAGGGGGAACAUGGAAGAACCAGAAUUAUUUUCUCAUGACUCCAGCAGUCUCCUGUUUUUGUUCGAUCAGCUGCUGUGUCCGAUCUGUGUGGAUGUGCUCACUGAUCCAGUCACCACUCCAUGUGGACACAACUUCUGUAAUAGUUGCCUUACACAGUGCUGGGACAAGAAUCAACACUGUCACUGUCCAUUAUGUAACCAGAUAUUCACCAAGAGACCUGAACUGAAGAUCAAUACAACACUGAGAGAGGUUGCAGAUCACUUCAAGAAGAAAAGUGGUUCUGACAAACCCGAGGUUCUUUGUGAUGCCUGCAGUGGAGAGAAGCUGAAGGCCCUAAAAUCCUGUCUGGAUUGUGGACUGAGUUUCUGUAAAAUUCAUUUAGAGCCACAUUAUCAUGUUCCAACAUUAAAGAAACACAAACUAAUAAACCCUGUGGAGAACCUGGAGGCCAACAUAUGCAAGAAACAUGAGAGAGCUCUGGAGCUGUUCUGUAGAGAUGAUCAGAAGUGUGUGUGUCAAUUCUGUAUUGAGACAGACCACAAGAAUCACAACACCAUUCCUAUAGAGGAGGAGAGAAGAAAGAAUAAGACUCAGUUGAUGGAAACACAGACUGAAGUGCAGCAGAUGAUUCAGGACCGACUGAAGAAGAUAGAAGAGAUCAAACACUCAGUAGAACAAAGCAAAAGAAGCACAGAGAAAGAGAAAGCAGACAUUGUUGAAGUCUUCACUGCUCUGAUUCGCUCCAUUGAGAGAAGUCAGGCUGAGCUGCUGGAGAUGAUGGAGGAGAAGCAGAAAGCAGCAGAGAGGCAGGCUGAAGGACUCAUUAAAGAGCUGGAGCAGGAAAUCAGUGUGCUAAAGAGGAGAGACACUGAGCUGGAGCAACUCACACACACUGAGGAUCAUCUCCACCUCCAACAGAUUUAUUCCUCCAUGUGCAGCCCUCCACACACCAAGAACUGGACUGAGAUCAGCACUGAUGUGGGUGUGGACACUGUGAGGACAGCUCUGUCUCAGCUUCAGCAGACUCUGAAUGAGAAACUCACUAAAUUAGUCACUGACAAGUUAAAGGAAACAGUGGAUGUGACUCUGGAUCCUGAUACAGCUCAUCCCGAACUCAUCCUGUCUGCUGAUGAAAACAAGUGACACAUGGAAAAAUUCAGAAUCUCCCUUAUACACCACAGAGGUUUUAUACAUGUCCAUGUGUUCUGGGGAAAUCAGAGUUUCUGCUCAGGGAGAUUUUAUUAUGAGGUGCAAGUCAGAGGGAAUACUGGCUGGGAUGUUGAAGUGGCCACAGAGAACAUUAACAGGACGGGUGAGAUUACACUGACUCCUGAGGAUGGAUUCUGGGCUGUGGUACAGAUUAAUGAGAAUCAGUAUACUCAUAUCUACUCUUUCACUGGUCAGACUUUCACUGAGAAACUCUAUCCAUACUUCAGUCCUUGUUUAAAUAAAGGAGGUAAAAAUUCAACACCACUGAUCAUCUCUCCUGUAUUUAAGACUGAAUGAAUUUAAACCUCACAAAUUCAAUCAUCAGAUUGUAAGAGUAAAAAGAAUUUGUUUACUUUUUUGGUUAGAUUUUAUAUACAUAUAUCCUUUUAAACUGCUGUACAUGUUAUUUUAAUACCUGGUUUUAAUUGUAAUCCUACAGUCUGUUUGUUAUCAUUAUGUGACAUUAUGACUGUUAAACUUUGUAAUUACAAAUCACAUAUAAAU
Tachysurus fulvidraco (yellow catfish) is the source of this 1881-nucleotide messenger RNA. Its product is annotated as E3 ubiquitin-protein ligase TRIM47-like. The transcript has 7 exons. The coding region runs from base 133 to 1311 and encodes 392 amino acids. NCBI's taxonomy places the organism in Eukaryota, Metazoa, Chordata, Actinopteri, Siluriformes, Bagridae. The record is from RefSeq and is a predicted model, not a curated record. Gene Ontology annotation, molecular function: zinc ion binding.